AUGGUCCAACUCGUCGAGGUCGAGGACGAGCACUUCCAGCAGCGCCAGGCUGGUGCUGAUGAGGACGAGGGCGACUACACUGAUACUGACUCCGAGAUCUCCAACGAGUCCGACUACGACCCGUCGCACGAGACGCUCGCGGAGCGCCUGUACGCCCUGCGCGACAUUGUGCCGCCGACGGCGCGCGGCUGGAUCUGGGGCAAGGUGCAGACGACGCAGCGGAUCGUCAAGACGGUGGCGCUGUUCGCGGGCCGCUCGCUGUGGACGGUCAGCGUGAGCGCGCUGCUGAUCGGCGUGCCGUGGGCGUUGGCCUGGGCCGAGGAGCAGAACAUGAUCGCCAUGGAGCAGGAGGUGCGCAUGCGCGAGAUGGGCGGCGAUGUCUUGACGGGCGGCGGCGGCGGCGGGCGCGAGGGCGAGCCGGCGACCGCCGAGAGGGUCGGCCAGGCGCUGGGUCGCGAGGGCGGCGCUGCGGCGGCGAGGCCGGCUCUGUAG
Phaeoacremonium minimum UCRPA7 is the source of this 492-nucleotide messenger RNA. Its product is annotated as putative mitochondrial import receptor subunit tom-22 protein. NCBI's taxonomy places the organism in Eukaryota, Fungi, Ascomycota, Sordariomycetes, Togniniales, Togniniaceae. The record is from RefSeq and is a predicted model, not a curated record. Gene Ontology annotation, cellular component: mitochondrial outer membrane. Bases 1 to 492 code for a protein of 163 amino acids. The transcript is spliced from 2 exons. Gene Ontology annotation, biological process: intracellular protein transport.